Impatiens glandulifera is the source of this 1667-nucleotide messenger RNA. Its product is annotated as AAA-ATPase At2g18193-like. Bases 18 to 1466 code for a protein of 482 amino acids. The transcript is spliced from 2 exons. The record is from RefSeq and is a predicted model, not a curated record. Gene Ontology annotation, molecular function: ATP hydrolysis activity; ATP binding. NCBI's taxonomy places the organism in Eukaryota, Viridiplantae, Streptophyta, Magnoliopsida, Ericales, Balsaminaceae.
GAUCUCUGAGAUCAGAGAUGUUUUCGCUCGAGAAUAUGCCGACGACGGCGUCUACUCUUUUCUCGGCGUAUGCUUCUUUCGCCGCCUCUAUGAUGCUUUUCCGAUCGGUGGCCAGUGAGAUCAUUCCAGCUCCGAUUCGGUCUUAUCUCGAAGCUUUUCUUCAUCGUCUUUUCACUCCUUAUACGCCGUCGCAGGCGACAAUCGUCGUCGAGGAACAAUGCGGGAUUUCCACAAAUGAGGUUUACGAAGCGGCUGAGUUAUACCUGCGAACUAAAAUCAGUCCAAUGGCCGACCGGUUCAAAGUCGGGAAGACCCAGAAACAGAAAACCCUUCAUAUCGGCGUGGAGAAGGGCGAAGCGAUUCCCGAUCAAUUUCAAGAAAUUCAUCUGAAAUGGCAGCUAGUUUCCAACGAACCCAAAGAUGGUUUGCGAGAAAAGAAGUCUUACGAGCUCUGUUUUGAUAAGAAAUUCAGAGACAGAGUUGUUAAUGAAUACUUACCCUUUGUCUUUUCCAAAGCCAAUGAAAUUAAGAACAAUGACAAACCAUUGAAGCUCUAUACUAGGGAUAUUGACUCGAAUGACGACGACGAUGACGGCGGCUAUAAUGGAGAUUGGGGUUCCAUAACUCUCGAUCAUCCGUCCACGUUCAAGACUCUGGCGAUGGACCCGAAAAUGAAGGCAAAUCUCAUGGAGGAUCUUGACAGAUUUGUUAGGAGAAGAGAGUUUUACAAGAAAGUUGGGAAGGCUUGGAAAAGAGGGUAUCUUUUGUUCGGUCCUCCCGGCACCGGAAAAUCAAGCUUGAUCGCGGCCAUGGCUAAUUAUCUUAAGUUUAAUGUUUAUGAUUUGGAACUUUCCAGCAUCUAUUCAAAUUCAGAGCUACGAAGGAUUUUAGUUUCAACGAAUAACCGAUCCAUAAUCGUGAUUGAGGAUAUUGAUUGUAGCGUUCAGAUGCAUAAUCGUGAUCAAACAGAAGAUCAAGAAGAUUCCCGGAGUAAUUCUAAGUUGACUCUAUCUGGGUUAUUGAACUUUAUAGAUGGGUUGUGGUCAAGUUGUGGAGAUGAAAGGAUAAUCAUCUUCACCACAAAUCAUAGAGAUCGGUUGGAUCCGGCAUUGCUGAGGCCGGGUCGAAUGGACAUGCAUAUUCAUAUGUCUUAUUGCACAAUGGAAGGGUUUAUGAUUCUGGCCCGUAAUUAUCUGGAUAUUGGUGAUCAUGAUCAUGUGCUGUUUAAGGAAAUAAAGAGUCUGAUGGAGACCUCAGAGGUGACGCCGGCGGAGCUGGCGGAGGAGCUAAUGAAGAGCGAAGACAGUGAUGUUGCUCUUGCCGGAGUUGUUGAAUUCCUUAAACGGAAGAAGUCUCCGUCGGCGGCAGCCGGUAAAAGUGAACAGAGUAAACCAGUAACAGCCCAAAAAGAAGAGAUGAAUAAAGCGAAGGUAAAGAAGCUGAAGGGACGAAAGAGAAAGUAUUAAUGUAGUACAUAAUAAACUUAAACCAUUGUUAGCUCUUUGCAUUGUUAUUGUAGAACAAGCAAGGGCGAUGUUGAUGAAUGAUGAUGAUGAUGAAAAACCAAUAAUUUUCCAAGAGUUAGAUGAAUAAAAAAAUGGAACUUUAGUAAUAUUGUUUGUUAAUUAAUAAAUGGUUUCUUUGGGUAUUUCUGCAUGAAGAAUUAG